CGCUGUUAUCUAUGAAUGAUCCUCACGUGCACUGGCACGGACCUCCGUCAUCAACAGUAGUGGACAAAACAAGCCCACAGAUGACAUGACCAUGCGCAGUAAGUAACAGCGGCAGUAUCAUGACGUGCUGAGCGCUGUCUAGAAUUGUGCAGCCUGGCAGUUACAAUGUUAUCCUACAAACAAGCUAAAAUUAAUACCGUAUAGGCUAUGCAAUUUACUAGUCAGAGAAGCUGAUAUAUACAGGUAUCAAUUCGCAUAAAGAACGUCACUUCCACAAGUUGGAAAUAACAACCAGCUAUUAUGAGCUUGAACUGGAAAGGCGUUAAAAGUGCUCCGUGCGCCUUUCUAUCCCCGCGUAGAGUUUCUAUGGUGAUAGAUAAUACCAAAACAGACACCACACCAAAGUAGAGUCCUAGGUUAGCAGUUCAGCUGCUAGUUAGCACGCAUCUGAAAUUAGAGGUAUGAGCAGAAUAGAUGAAUGACUUUCAGUUAUCAUAGUCGCGUACAUGAGUUGGGUAUCGGUUAAACCGUGAAAAGACAGUUAUCAGCCCUUUAGAGAAAAACGCUUCAGCAUGGAUCAGCGACGGGCAUGGAGCGCAGGUGUCACGAGUACUGGAAUCGGACACAAAUUUGUGCCUCACCCGCCUUUCCAGUCAAACCCCAAUUUGAGGAAAGGCCCUCUGCCUCGCUCGCUGGACGGCAGGCUUCACACGACUCUGGCCUCAUCUCUCAUUCCUACCUCACACAUGAUGCACAACAGGAAACCACUCACUGGACCACUAGCUGACAUUAAGCAGCCUGUGGCCCCACCACACUCCAUGGCUCUCACAAUGACUGAUGUCAAUCGGAAGGUUAAAGAUUGCUGGGCGAUGCGGGUACUUCCUGUUCCAACCAGUGAGAUGCGAGACCACUACAGGGGCCAUCCAGCAUACAUCAGACUCCCAAUAGAACACAACCAUGAGCUGAUGUAUGCCGUGGACCGGAGCUCCACGGCACCAAGCCAUUUCCUCAGCACCUCUCUCAGGGAUCACAGGCUCUUUGACAGUGCUGAGUUGGCGGCGCCCUACAAUGGCCCCGGGAAGCCGUUACCCCGCUUGCACCCCCCCAAGGCACCCUUCUCGUUCACCUCGUACAGCCGGCUACAGGGGCGCUUCCUGCCGCUGCGCCUGGGGGGCUACACCACCGAGUAUCGGGGCAACUACACCAGCCAGGGCAUGCCUCGACCACUGCCACACCGCCUUCACGCGCAGCACGUUAGCUCCUAGCAGAUUUUUAUAAAUUCAAAAAUAUAUAUACAGCAUAGUACGGAAGAUGCUGCUUCUGCUGCUGCUACAUUUGGAUUAUUAGACUUUUUAUUUCACAUUACCUCUGACGUCGUUCAACAUUUCUGAACGCGUUAUUGACUCUAUUUAAAUGAAAUGAUUAUUAAAACCUGACAGUAUUUUAAA
Molecule: messenger RNA, 1448 nt
Organism: Engraulis encrasicolus (European anchovy)
Lineage: Eukaryota; Metazoa; Chordata; Actinopteri; Clupeiformes; Engraulidae
Gene: saxo3
Exons: 5
Coding region: 573-1265 (230 amino acids)
Source: RefSeq, a predicted model, not a curated record